UUGAUUUGUCACCUGAUAGAUGGAUGUUUGCAAGCCGAAAAUUUGUCACCAUUGCGAAUCCCGUUGGGAUAUUUGGAAUCUACUUAUCGUCAUGACUUUGACAGAGUUAUGGAUAAUUCUUUUGUGAUUACGACUAAUGAACCGAGAUUGAAAGAUACUCGGCAAUUUCAAAUUCUGUAAAGAAUCAGCAAACAUACGAGAAUGCAUUCUCCCGAGGCUUCCGAGCCUACCUCACCGUCCGAAGGCAGCCACGGUUAUAGUAUUGACGAGAAAUCAGCCAAUGCUUUCAGUACUCUAGAAGUGGUCCCUCCGAGCAAUCUUGAACACUAUAGAAGAGUGUCGGAGGUUCGGAGGUCAUUCUAUCCUAAUUGGAUGUCUUCGGGACAUGGUUCAAAUAGCGAAACCAUCCAUCCCACGACAGGUUCAGGAUCCGAGGCCCCGACCGCUACGGCCAAUGAGAAUAAAAGAGCGCCGACCCGAAUAACAAUAUGUGGCAUGCCGCAGAGAGCUUUUUGGAUUGUAUUUGGAGUCAUAGCCAGUCUUCUGGCCGUUGGUAUCAUUGUCGGGGGUGCUGUUGGCGGAACUCAUAAAGCAGCAGUAGUGGUGCCUACAGUAACAGCAGUCGUUACGGUCACAUACACGCAGACAAAAACCACAUCCGCACAGUCCGAGACGUUUGCAGCGGCUGUUGCAACUACUACGGUUUGUGUCAGAGGUAUAGGGCAAGGAAAUUAUGUCGGGUUGUGUAACUUUGCUUGCAGUUAUGGAUACUGUCCUCCCGGGCCUUGCACGUGUACUUCAUCAGGUACCCCGGUCCCAACGCCUCCGACCUAUGGUAUCAAUGGCAUACCUCUUUCGAGUGAGGAUGAUUCGUACUUGGGGCUCUGCAGUUUCUGCUGUAACCAUGGUUAUUGCCCUUCAAGCGCAUGUACCACUUCUUCAUGAUAUACCCAGCUCGACUUUAUGAGAUUCCUUAAAACGCCUUGGAAUUUGUUGUAUAUACGCUAUUUAUAAAA
Messenger RNA from Talaromyces stipitatus ATCC 10500, 1016 nucleotides. RefSeq lists its product as uncharacterized. Bases 202 to 945 code for a protein of 247 amino acids. Lineage: Eukaryota; Fungi; Ascomycota; Eurotiomycetes; Eurotiales; Trichocomaceae. The record is from RefSeq and is a predicted model, not a curated record. The transcript has 2 exons.